UUCGUGCACUGUACAACCGCAAACAAAUAGAAAACUCCUGCGCUUCGCUCUCCAAGCUGCAAGAACCGAUUCUUGAACAUGGAUUACUUGAAAACUGUGGUACCUUCACAGCUAGUCGCCGAACGAGGCUCCAGACUCGUCGUUAUCAACCCUGGUUCUGCAAAUAUCAGAAUUGGUCUCGCUCAGCAGGACACGCCGUUUAACAUUCCUCACUGCAUUGCUAGAUAUACCGAUCAAGUGCCUAGAAUAAAUGUUAUAGAUCAGAUGAUUAGUUCUCAGGUUACGACGGCACAGCAUGUGGAGCGUGAGAAAGCUUAUGAUAUUAUUGCCUCGUUGUUGAAGAUACCUUUUCUAGAUGAAGAGGUUGGAAACAAUUCUUUCCCGCGCAAGAUGGGACGUGUUGAUGGGUAUUAUCCACAAAGUGGCAAGAACAACGCAGCACUCACAUGGACUGACAUAUAUGAGAUGGAUACUAAUUCCUCUCUCCCAUUUGACAGUUUGGCAAAUAAAGAUUGCGUAGGUGAGGUAUCGGACCAUCAUAAAGGUGCUGAUGUUAAGGAGCUUAGUUCAAGUGAACGUAAAUUCAGAAAGUUCAUUUUUGGUGAGGACGCACUAAAAAUAUCCCCCACAGAGCCAUAUUGCUUACACCGUCCUAUUCGGCGAGGUCACUUCAAUAUUUCACAACAUUACCCUAUGCAGCAGGUACUUGAGGAUCUGCUUGUCAUAUGGGACUGGAUUUUGGUUGAUAAACUGCACAUUCCUCACAGCGAAAGAAGCAUGUAUUCUGCAAUUCUUGUGUUGCCGGAGGCGUUUGAUAAUCGCGAAAUUAAGGAAAUCUUGUCUUUGGUGCUACGGGACUUGCGAUUUAGCUCAGCAGUGGUCCACCAAGAAGGUCUCGCUGCAGUUUUCGGGAAUGGAUUAUCAACAGCAUGUAUCGUAAAUAUAGGUGCACAGGUGACAUCUGUCAUUUGCAUUGAGGAUGGAGUGGCUCUUCCAAAUACAGAAAAGACUUUAUGCUUUGGUGGAGAGGACAUAUCAAGAUGCCUUCUCUGGACUCAGAGGCAUCAUCAGACAUGGCCUCAAAUUCGCACUGACAUAUUCCUGAAGCCUAUAGAUCUAUUGAUGCUUAACCGGCUAAAAGAAUCUCAUUGCGUGAUAAAGGAAGGGGAGCUUCAUGCUGUUGCUGUUGUUCAUUCUUACGAGGACGGCAUGCCAGCUGGAUCUCAUAAGACAAAGCUGACUGCUCUUAAUGUCCCUCCUAUGGGUCUGUUCUACCCAAUGCUUUUGGUUCCAGAUGUUUUUCCUCCUCCACCUCGCUCUUGGUUUCAUGAUUACGAGGAUAUGCUGGAAGAUACAUGGAAUAUGGAAUACCCAAGAAGACCUGAUAUGUCAGAUGGCUUAUAUCCUGGUUCUAAUGCCAGUUUACCACUGUGGGAAAGUUAUCCAGUUUUUCCUUCUAAACCAAAAAAAGAAGAGAAAGUUGGCCUUGCAGAAGCCAUAACUACUAGUAUACUUUCGACAGGUCGUAUUGACCUCCAGAGAAAGUUGUUUUGUAGCAUACAAUUGAUUGGUGGAGUGGCUUUGACAGGCGGCCUUAUUCCUGCUGUGGAAGAGAGAGUUCUACACACAAUCCCUUCUAAUGUAGCAAUUGAUACUGUGGAGGUUUUGCAACCCAGAACAAAUACGUCCUAUGUUUCUUGGAAAGGUGGCGCGAUCCUUGGAAUUCUUGAUAUUGGUCGGGAUGCUUGGAUUCAUAGAGAGGAUUGGAUUCAGCAAGGAAUUCAUGUUGGGACUGGAAGAAAAUACAAGGACUCUCAUUAUCUUCAAGGACAAGCAAUGUGUUAUAUAAAUUCUUAAGGUCCUUUUGUGGAAACUAACCCAUAUGGGUUCUGCUGGGUUUUGUUCUCUUCACAACAUAGAUUUGGAGCUGAAGUCUCUAACAUGAGAUUGAACGUCGGAACUUGUUAGCGUUUUUUGUAAAUUUUAAUUGAGUACCUAAGGAAUGGAUUUUGAGCUGAAGUCCAACAUUGGAUCUUAGUUAAGUAUCGUCGCCUCUUUAUUGAAGAUUGUACUUUGGCGGAUAACCUUUACCCUGUUAUUCUUCAUCACGAAAAUUUUCUUCCAUAGAAGGUAUAUUUCAAAGGUGUUACAAGAUCCCACAUCGUAAAUAAGAAGAAAUGGAAUGAAAGAGUUUCAUAUAUUAACGGCGUGAUACCUACGGCGGGAGAUUAAAAGGGCCGGUUGGCUAAAUAUGCCACGCUUACCCUUGUCGGUAAGUGCUGUAUGGCUAUCAAGACAUAUGGCCGGCAUAAUUUAUGGAACCUAAAUAGGGUUGGCUCGCUUGGCCGACCCUC
Messenger RNA from Tripterygium wilfordii, 2354 nucleotides. Its product is annotated as actin-related protein 9. Gene Ontology annotation, cellular component: Ino80 complex. The record is from RefSeq and is a predicted model, not a curated record. The transcript is spliced from 21 exons. Lineage: Eukaryota; Viridiplantae; Streptophyta; Magnoliopsida; Celastrales; Celastraceae. Gene Ontology annotation, biological process: regulation of DNA-templated transcription; double-strand break repair. Bases 79 to 1857 code for a protein of 592 amino acids.